CGAGUGGCGGGAGAGGCCGGGCCUGAUUUGGCAGGUUCCCUUCUCGCUCCUGGGGCCUGCUCCGUGACUGGUUCCCUUCCCUCUGGCGCCUCGGGUGGGAGCAGACGACAUGGGGACUACCUGGCGGAGCCCUGGAUGGGUGCGGCUCGCGCUCUGCCUCGCGGGCUUAGUGCUCUCUCUCUACGCGCUGCACGUGAAGGCAGCGCGCGCCCGAGACCGGGAUUACCGCGCGCUCUGCGACGUGGGCACCGCGGUCAGCUGUUCGCGCGUCUUCUCCUCCAGGUGGGGCCAGGGCUUUGGACUGGUGGAACACGUGUUGGGCAAGGACAGCAUCCUCAAUCAAUCCAACAGCAUAUUCGGUUGCAUCUUCUACACAAUACAGCUGUUGUUAGGUUGCCUACAGGGCCGUUGGGCAUCUAUCCUCCUGGUACUGAGUUCCCUGGUGUCUCUUGCUGGUUCUGUCUACUUGGCCUGGAUCCUGUUCUUCGUGCUCUAUGAUUUCUGCAUCGUUUGCAUCACCACCUAUGCCAUUAAUGUGGGCCUGAUGAUGCUCAGCUUCCGGGAGGUCCAGAGACCCCAGGGCAAAGUCAAGGGGCACUGAGCCCUCACCCCAAGCCAGGCUGAUCACAUUUGCUCUGCUUUGGCAUGUGACCUUUGCCUAAGGGGGCCAGGUCUGGGUCCUUAGAAGAGUCUGCAGCCUGCCCUCACCAUAUUCCCCCACAGGACAAUGGACCAAUCAUGCCACACUCUUUCCUCCAUGUUAGUGCCUUUGGCUCUGUCCCCAAGGGCUGAUUUCUAAAGCUCCUGCUGUUGCCCAAGAAGGGAAGUUUCAGAACAAUAAAGUUUCUUAAUUAA
This is a messenger RNA of Vicugna pacos (alpaca), 855 nucleotides long. RefSeq names its product vitamin K epoxide reductase complex subunit 1 (gene VKORC1). The record is from RefSeq and is a predicted model, not a curated record. NCBI's taxonomy places the organism in Eukaryota, Metazoa, Chordata, Mammalia, Artiodactyla, Camelidae. Gene Ontology annotation, biological process: blood coagulation; peptidyl-glutamic acid carboxylation; vitamin K metabolic process. Gene Ontology annotation, molecular function: vitamin-K-epoxide reductase (warfarin-sensitive) activity.